Messenger RNA from Caenorhabditis briggsae, 945 nucleotides. Lineage: Eukaryota; Metazoa; Nematoda; Chromadorea; Rhabditida; Rhabditidae. The transcript has 4 exons. The record is from RefSeq and is a predicted model, not a curated record. Bases 1 to 945 code for a protein of 314 amino acids.
AUGUUGAGAAUCAAUCUCCUGAUAUCAUCUAUUGAUAGCCGUCGUGAUUCAUCUAUUCCGUUAGCUUAUAUAGUGGUUUUGAGCCUUCGCGGAAUGAUAUUCAACUUCAUUCUUGCAUUUCAGUUUUUGAUGUAUCUGAUUACUACAUCUGAAGGCUAUCAGGCGUUCUCAAAAUCGCUGGGACGUGAGUUCACACUAUUCGGUACAUUUUCUUACCUGAUUGCUCCGGUUAUCAGUGUACUAAUAAGUGUUAAUCGAGUGGCAGUUGUAAUAAAACCAAUGAAUAUGUGGUUCACCAAUCCUAAUGUUUUUCUUUAUUGUGGACUGAUUGCAAUUAUAGUUCUUAUCUCUCUCAUUAUCCGAUACCUUAGUCCGUGUUAUAUCAUUUUUAUGGUGAAUCGAUUAUCACAUGUGGCAGGUUGCGCUCCAGAUCGGCAUCCGAUCACUGAUUUUCAAAACACCUACACUAUAAUUCUCCCCUUCUCGUGUAUGAUUGUGAACUUGAGUAUCACAUUGCACCUUCGAUUUGUCCGAAACAACUCAUAUAUAAAACUUUGGAAGAAUUUCAAAACGAGGGUGUUGCAAAAAGAAAUAAAAGAAGACCCAAUUCGAAAUGCAUCUCAACCAACAUAUUUUUCAAAACUGAGAGCCAAACGGGAUGUUUUAAUGAUCCGACAAACGAUCACAAUUGCAUUUUAUCUAUCUUUCUAUGAGUUUGGAGCAUUUGUUACUAAAGUUUUUCCGAAUUUGUACGCUAGCUUACCUCCUAUUGGAAAAGAUGUGUACUUUUAUGUGAGAAUGGAGACGAUUCCUGUGAUGAACUUUUUCAUUUAUUUCGUGGAGACAAAGAAAACAAGAGUGAUGGUCUGUCGGUUUUUGAAAAGAGAAACAAAGCAGGAUUUGGGUGGUGUUAGUGUAUCAAACCAUCGGACAGUCACUAAUUAA